UUCUCGGGGAACACCUCAACAACCGAAGGAUCAGUGGGCGCAAGGUAUCUCGUUGACUUAAUUCCUUCUUGUUGAUUAUCUACAUCUAUCGAAUUAGGGGUUUAAAAUCCAAAACAAACCCUAAAAUCAGCAACAAAGUAAGAGCGAUGAGGAGAGUGUUCGGCGUUAAGAAAGACAAAGAACCGCCUCCUUCCAUUAAUGAUGCUUCUGAUCGGAUCAAUAAAAGAGGUGAAACAGUGGAUGAGAAGAUCAAACGGCUCGAUGGGGAACUUGCUCGAUAUAAAGAACAGAUCAAGAAAACCAGACCUGGUCCUGCUCAAGAAGCUGUGAAGGCUCGAGCAAUGAGAGUUCUUAAGCAAAAAAGAAUGUACGAAGGACAACGUGACAUGUUAUACAAUCAAACAUUUAACCUAGAUCAAGUUGCUUUUGCUUCAGAGGGGAUUAAAGAUGCUCAGCAAACAAUGACAGCUCUGAAAUCAGCAAACAAAGAGUUGAAAGGAAUGAUGAAGACUGUGAAAAUUCAAGACAUUGAUAGUUUGCAAGAUGAAAUGAUGGAUAUGAUGGAUAUUAGCAAUGAAAUACAAGAAUCUCUUGGUAGAAGUUACAGUGUGCCAGAUGACAUCGAUGAAGAUGAUCUCAUGGGUGAACUUGAUGCUCUAGAAGCCGACAUGGGGCUGGAAACUGAAGGCGAAGGGGUGCCUUCAUAUCUCCAACCUGAUAACGAGCCCGAAGAGCUCAACCUCCCUUCAGCUCCAAGUGGACAUGCUGGCAGAGUUAACAAUGAGGCUGUGGACGAACUUGGUCUACCUGCUGUCCCUCAUGCAUCACUUCGCAGUUAAGUGGGAGCUGUGGGCUUAUAUUCGUCAGCUGGGUUUAUGGCGGUACCGACUUUUUACCACCUGUAAACAAUAGUGUGCAUACUCUGAACAGGGUUAAGUUUACUUGCUGUCAUUUAGGAUAUAAUGUAUAUGGUUUUGUUGACACCUCUAAAUAAUUGAUGCUUUAUUCAUUGGAUCAGUUUCUUUUUCU
This is a messenger RNA of Cynara cardunculus var. scolymus (artichoke), 1029 nucleotides long. Its product is annotated as vacuolar protein sorting-associated protein 60.1-like. Lineage: Eukaryota; Viridiplantae; Streptophyta; Magnoliopsida; Asterales; Asteraceae. Bases 147 to 839 code for a protein of 230 amino acids. The record is from RefSeq and is a predicted model, not a curated record. Gene Ontology annotation, cellular component: multivesicular body. Gene Ontology annotation, biological process: vesicle budding from membrane; late endosome to vacuole transport via multivesicular body sorting pathway. The transcript is spliced from 7 exons.